Alternaria arborescens is the source of this 660-nucleotide messenger RNA. Its product is annotated as GTP-binding nuclear protein. The coding region runs from base 1 to 660 and encodes 219 amino acids. The transcript is spliced from 4 exons. Gene Ontology annotation, biological process: ribosomal subunit export from nucleus; protein import into nucleus. Gene Ontology annotation, cellular component: nucleus; cytoplasm. NCBI's taxonomy places the organism in Eukaryota, Fungi, Ascomycota, Dothideomycetes, Pleosporales, Pleosporaceae. The record is from RefSeq and is a predicted model, not a curated record. Gene Ontology annotation, molecular function: GTP binding; GTPase activity.
AUGGCCGAGACUGCCGCACAAGGCUCAGUCCCAACCUUCAAGCUCGUGCUUGUCGGUGAUGGUGGUACUGGAAAGACCACCUUCGUCAAGCGCCAUUUGACUGGAGAGUUUGAGAAGAAGUACAUUGCGACGCUCGGAGUAGAGGUCCACCCUCUCGGCUUCACCACCAACCUCGGACCCAUCCAGUUCGACGUGUGGGACACCGCUGGUCAGGAGAAGUUUGGUGGUCUCCGCGAUGGAUACUACAUCAACGGCCAGUGCGGUAUCAUCAUGUUCGACGUUACCUCGCGUAUCACAUACAAGAACGUCCCCAACUGGCACCGCGACCUGGUCCGUGUCUGCGAGAACAUCCCCAUCGUCCUCACCGGUAACAAGGUCGACGUCAAAGAGCGCAAGGUAAAGGCAAAGUCCAUCACCUUCCACCGAAAGAAGAACCUCCAGUACUACGACAUCUCCGCCAAGUCCAACUACAACUUCGAGAAGCCCUUCCUCUGGCUCGCCAGGAAACUCGUCGGCAACCAGUCUCUCGACUUUGUCGCCGCCCCUGCUCUUGCGCCUCCCGAGGUCCAGGUCGACCAGGCCGUUCUCGACCAGUACCGACAGGAGAUGGAGGCCGCCUCUGCCUUGCCUCUGCCCGAUGAGGACGACGCCGAUUUGUAG